AUGGCCGCCAUGCCCAACUUCCUCAACCGUCUGAUUCGGCCCUUCACAUCUUCCUCCUCGCUAUCUGUAACCCCCGCAGCCAUUUCUCAAGUAUCAAUCCCUGAAUCCGCGCAAAAGUGCACAAUCGCAGCAGGAUGUUUCUGGGGCGUCGAACAUAUGUAUCGCAAAGAAUUUGGCGGAAAGGGUUUAUACGAUGCGAGAGUUGGCUAUAUUGGAGGCGACACAGAUAGUCCUAGUUACAGAUCUGUGUGUUCGGGUCGCACUGGUCAUGCCGAAGCACUCCAGAUCCAUUACGAUCCCUCACAAAUAACCUACCGCCAAUUAUUAACGUACUUCUACCGCAUGCACGACCCCACAACUGCGAACCGACAAGGUCCAGACACAGGCUCGCAAUACCGGUCUGGCAUCUUCUAUCAUAAUGAAGAGCAAGAGAAAGAAGCGCGGGAGGUUACCAAACAGGUUAACGAGAAGUGGUGGAAGGGAGGCGUGGUUACGGAGCUUUUGAAGGCUGGAGAGUGGUGGGAUGCCGAGGUGUAUCAUCAGAAGUAUUUGGAUAAUAACCCGGGCGGAUAUGAAUGUCCGAGUCAUUUUGAGAGAAAAUUCCCGCCAUUGGAGGAUUAG
Messenger RNA from Sclerotinia borealis F-4128, 621 nucleotides. The record is from the annotation of a GenBank genome assembly. NCBI's taxonomy places the organism in Eukaryota, Fungi, Ascomycota, Leotiomycetes, Helotiales, Sclerotiniaceae.